This is a messenger RNA of Sardina pilchardus (European sardine), 1475 nucleotides long. Its product is annotated as E3 ubiquitin-protein ligase NEURL3-like. The coding region runs from base 89 to 946 and encodes 285 amino acids. Gene Ontology annotation, molecular function: ubiquitin protein ligase activity. NCBI's taxonomy places the organism in Eukaryota, Metazoa, Chordata, Actinopteri, Clupeiformes, Clupeidae. The record is from RefSeq and is a predicted model, not a curated record. The transcript is spliced from 5 exons.
CGGAUAACAAGACAAGUUCUGUGACUGAUUACAUCUCAGGAGACUACAAAUAUUUGAGAACUAUAUAGAAUUUAAUGAAGAAGAGAACAUGAGCCAGAACAAGAACAACGUAAAUGAAAGGACCAAGGACCCCCAUGUCUGUGGACUCACCUGCCUGGGUCCUCUGACUUUCCACCCUGGGGCCGUGGGUAAGAAGAUCACCCUCAGCCAUGGGAACUGCAGGGCCUCAAGAGACCUGGAGACUUUCAGGGACGGCCUGGUGUUCAGCAGUCGCCCAGUGAAGCCGGAAGAGAAGGUCCGAAUCCAGGUGGAGCGCAGCCUUCUAGCCUGGGAGGGCGGUGUGCGGAUCGGCUUCACCAACGAAUGCCCGACCGCCGGACCACUUCCUCCGCUGGCCAUUCCCGACCUCACAGAGAAGCCCGGGUACUGGGCUUUGCCAGUGCCGCAACGUGACUGCCCACCUGGUACCACGGUCACCUUCUGGAUGGAUAAAAAUGGAGUGAUGUGGUACAAGACACCCGCUGAAAGUUUCUGUAUUCAGACUGAUUUGGACCCAUCUCUGCCCCUCUGGGCUAUUGUUGAUGUCUAUGGACAGUCCACUACAGUGCUUUUACUUGGGUCUGUACGGAGGUUUAAUAUACUUAUUAAAGCAUCCUCCUGCCCUAUUCCUUGUAGCACAUUUAAAUGUGGCUAUGAAGAUACUCCACCUGAAUUAAAGAAAAGGAAAGCCAUUGCUGAAAGGAAGCUGAAACAGCAUCAAGAAGAUCAAAGUAACAAUAACAACACUCAGAGAACAGGGCGCAGGCAGGAGAACUUGUGCUCGGUCUGUCUGGACCGUGAAGCUCGUCUGGCCCCCCGCUGUGGACAUCGCUGCCUGUGCCUUCCCUGUGCUAACAGGGUCUUUCAGGAAUUCGGCACAUGUCCACUGUGUCGGGAGGAUAUCUAGAAUUCUCCUAGUGUUGGAUGUGGAGCUGCCAUGGUACACAAAGCCCCAUGAGGACAUUGACUGGUUUCAGUCCAGACACAUUAAGAUGCUAUAUGCACUCUACCUCAAGCAGUAAUGUUACUGUACUCAUUUUGCACUCAACAUUUGGUUGUCUAUUGUAUUAACUGUUUACACCAUGUUUUUACUUUGUAUAAACAUUUAAUUUGGCACAAUUUGGCACAUACUGUAUUUAUGAAUAUACCUGUGAAAUCAGGAUACAAGGAAUGUAUCCAAUAGUUGAUGAAGGUAACUUGAACGAAGUUUUAACGACCAUUGCAGAACAUUUUGGUCUGUCUCAUCUAUGAAUUGUUUACACGAUAAAGUAUUGUACUUGAUGUAAAUAUCUUUUUCAAUUUGUAAAUCUGUGAAUGUAAAUAUCACUUAUAAAUCAUGACUUGCCUAGUGACUUUACAUGUGGUUAUGAUUGUUUAUUGCUAAGCCAAAUGGAGUGUGUGUGUGUGUGUAGAUAUACUGCCAUCUAGUGAUAAUA